GGCAUAGGUAGGUAAACAUGAAAGGCGGGACUUGCCGUUCAGUGUAUAGCCUCAACUCGGUAUUAAUAAUUCUACACCUCUUCCACCUCUUCCACCUCUACAAUCUGAAUGUUCACAACGUCCACCUUGGUAAGCAACCGAGGCAACACACUGGUAUCGAUAUCAUCAUCUUUCGAGAAAACCACGCCCAUCGGGAAUUUUCCCCCUCUUCAAGAAUAUCGUGGUUUACACGGGGAAAACUUUACUUUGUGGGGAUCAUCCGUGCUUUGAAUCUAUGCAGGGGGGCGAUGGGUCGAUGAUCUGCGAACGGGUUCAUCGAUGGUUUGGCAAUACAUUUGGAAUUCCGGGAUCGUGUAACGGAAAUGUAACGGGGAUUUUCCAGUCCAAUGAUGAAAUGCCCGUUCCAAGAAUAGGAUUGAAAAGAAAUGUCUUAAAGCCCGGAUGUCCAUAAAUCUUUCUCUGUGCAUCGCGUGUUCCCUGGCGCUUUGCUUUAAUUUUGGGGUGCAUAUGAAGAUCUUACAUUCGCUAUCGAUAAUAAUAUGUAAGAUAUCAGAUCAUCAGAAUUUGAUUCGGAAUGACGGAAAGUCAUGCAUGGCAGCUAUAUGUAGCUGUGUGUGUUUGUUACCCUUUGGCAUUUAUCGGGGUGUUAUUAAGAACUUAUGUCAGGUACUUUAUGCAGAAGGUUAUGGGAUGGGAUGAUUGGUUGAUGAUACUCAGUUUGGCCGUUUAUACCAUGUACACGAGUUUCGUUUUAACAGGAUUACACUAUGGAACCGGACGACAUCAAGUGGAUCUGGAGGAAAGUGAUUUCCUAUGGGCAAUUAGAUACUGGUAUUUCAGCGAAUGGGCUUAUGUCGUGGCGAUGACUAUAAUAAAAACUGCCAUCGCUCUUUUCUACCUCCGAAUUAUGGUUAUCCCCUGGCAUCGAGUCGCUGUAAAAGUCAUUAUGUGGAUUGUGCUACUCUUCGGCUUUGUAUAUUUCUGGUGCGUGGUUAUACAAUGCUGGCCUAUACCUUACAUUUGGGAACGAUACGCCACGACUCUUGAUAGAAGCACGGGAAAUUGUUUGCCUAGAGGAAUCGUUUUGGGUGGAACGUAUUUGCAUAGUAUUAUAAGUGCUGGAAGUGAUUGGGCAUUGGCUUUACUGCCAAUUGUCAUGUUGUGGAAUGUGCAGAUGCCAACUGGUAUAAAACUUAUCGUCGGGGGAAUUGUCGCGUGUGGUGUUAUUGCUAGCACAGCAACCAUCAUUCGUAUUCCCACUGUUUCAACUAUAUUGGAUCGUGAGGAUUUCCUUUUCAAAAGCAUCCCCCUAGCCGUUUGGUCGACCGUUGAACCUGGAAUGGCUAUAUUCGCCGCGUCUCUCGCUACUCUCCGACCACUACUUCGAAGAAUCUUCCCCAAUCAUUUCCGAAACGCAGCAAUUCCAUCACUACCAUCAUUGAGAAUCCCCACAAAUCUGGCGAGGGAGGUAGAACCGUCAGAUGAUGUUGAGAUGGGAACUAACACGGCAUGCUACAGCGAGCCAAGACCUGGGCAGACUUCAGAAGAAAGCCUGGAGACUAUACAAAUUCAUUUGGAUGACCGCAUUGAGCUCGGUAGAAGUACAAGUAAAUCAAUGGAAAUUUACGAGGAGUCUCCAAGUCUUGAUUCGAGUUCAGAGGGGAGUGAUGAAGAAAUGAUGGAAUUGUCGCAUACAUCUCGGGGACCAUCUCUACGUCUCGCACCAUUAGUUUUCUCUCCAACAUGUCUCUCGCACACAAUUCCUUCGCCAUCAACACUUUCACCUUCACAUGUCGCGUCGUGUAUGAGGGACAGUCAGUACAAUAGGAAUUCGAAGGUAGUCAUACCGUCUUCACCUAUUUGAAGCUAUUUUGAAAUCUUUACACAAUCAAAAGUAUAAAAGCGGAGUAUGAGUAGACUCCUGCACUCAAUCAUAUACGCAAUGUGAUCUAGGAUUGAUGUCUGGGUAUCGGACAUGGAUGAAAUAUCAGACGGGUCCCAAAUCAAUCGAAAGACACUCCAACGAGAUGCCAAACGCUGGUUUGAAUACCUUUAAUCACUGAAGACACAACAAAGGUGUUGAACCUAAAUUGAGAAUCAAAGGUGAGAAUGCAAGAGGAGCAAAUAAAAGCAGGAUUCCGUCUUCCACACAACGCAGAUGAAUCAACGGGAGACCCUUUCUGCAGCACGCCAAUCACUAUCUGCGGAUUCCAUGCUCACAUUCUAAUUUCAUCUCGCCUAAUCUUAGUAGAGCACAUCGGUAUUUUUACAUCAUUUCGGUUUGAAGGACAAUAGCAUCAGACUGACAGAUCGAUCCUGCAAAAUGGACAUGGCCUUUGCGGGUUGAGGUGGAAGAUGGUGUAAACGCAAUAGGUUGAAGAGAGAAAGAGCAUGAUUGGUGGGGCUCAAUGGUGUAAUGAAAAGUGUUCGGAGUAAGAAAAGAACACAUAUACGGCAUGAUGUUGGGAUAUUGUCGAAAUUUCGCCGCUUAAGGCUCACUCCUUGGGGGUGGGGUUGCAAUAGCAAGAGCCGAGGCCUGAACUUCUUUAAUCCUUGAUGAUUAAAUCUGUAUCAAGUUACCAAACGUAUUAACAUGAAAAGAAUUAAUAAAAU
This is a messenger RNA of Botrytis sinoallii, 2613 nucleotides long. RefSeq lists its product as uncharacterized. The transcript has 5 exons. Lineage: Eukaryota; Fungi; Ascomycota; Leotiomycetes; Helotiales; Sclerotiniaceae. The record is from RefSeq and is a predicted model, not a curated record. The coding region runs from base 575 to 1864 and encodes 429 amino acids.